This is a messenger RNA of Leucoraja erinaceus (little skate), 4097 nucleotides long. RefSeq names its product protein kinase C alpha type. Gene Ontology annotation, biological process: protein phosphorylation. The transcript has 17 exons. Lineage: Eukaryota; Metazoa; Chordata; Chondrichthyes; Rajiformes; Rajidae. The record is from RefSeq and is a predicted model, not a curated record. The coding region runs from base 180 to 2219 and encodes 679 amino acids. Gene Ontology annotation, molecular function: zinc ion binding; diacylglycerol-dependent serine/threonine kinase activity; ATP binding.
GUUCCCGGGCGGAGCUCCGGGGACAGGCGAGCGAUAAAGAGCGAGGGUUGAGCCCUGUCCUGCUCUCACUCAGCCUGGCCGCGUCUGUGCAUGGGUCCCUGCGCCGCCCAGUAGGCUGGGGGUUCGGGGCCGGGUGGCUGGCUGAGUGGGGGGUCGAGAGUUGGGCUGGAGCUGGGAUUAUGGCUGAUUCCGAGAGCAGCGAGAGCGGCGGCGGCAGCAGCAGCAGCGAACCCACGGCCAACCGGUUCGCCCGGCAGGGAGCCCUGCGCCAGAAGAACGUGUGCGAAGUGAAAGACCACAAGUUCACCGCCCGCUUUUUCAAGCAGCCCACCUUCUGCAGCCACUGCACCGACUUCAUCUGGGGCUUCGGGAAGCAGGGAUUUCAGUGUCAAGUUUGCUGUUUCGUGGUGCACAAGAGGUGUCAUGAGUUUGUUACCUUCUGCUGUCCUGGAGCAGAUAAAGGGCCAGACACGGACGUAAGUUCAAUGGACCCAAGGAGCAAACACAAGUUUAAAAUCCACAAUUAUGGAAGUCCGACGUUCUGUGACCACUGUGGCUCACUGCUGUACGGCCUCAUUCACCAAGGGAUGAAAUGUGACACCUGCGACCUGAACGUGCACAAGAAGUGCGUGGUCAAUGUCCCCAGCAUGUGCGGCACCGACCACACUGAGAGGAGGGGGAGGAUAUUCCUGAAGGUGGAGGUGGUCAACGACACGUUACUCCACGUCGCAGUGAGAGAUGCGAAAAAUCUAAUCCCCAUGGAUCCCAAUGGGCUGUCCGAUCCCUACGUUAAACUCAAGCUCAUCCCUGAUCCCAAAAGUGAGAGCAAGCAGAAGACGAAAACCAUCCGAUCGACGCUCAACCCCACGUGGAACGAGUCAUUCACUUUUAAACUGAAGAACAGCGACAAGGACCGGCGGCUCUCGGUUGAGAUCUGGGAUUGGGAUCGUACCACCAGGAACGACUUCAUGGGUUCCUUGUCCUUCGGGGUGUCGGAGCUGCUGAAGGCCGGCGUGUUUGGCUGGUUCAAGUUGCUGAGUCAAGAGGAAGGGGAGUACUACAACGUCCCCAUAAUGGAGGAUGACGGCGAUUCCGAACUUCAUCAGAAAUUUGAGAAAGCCAAACUUGGUCCAGCUGGCAAGAAGGUGAUUGAGAAGAAAUCGAGUACGUCAUUGAAUAAUUUGGAUCAUGUGAAGUUAACUGACUUCAACUUCUUGAUGGUGUUGGGCAAAGGAAGUUUCGGCAAGGUCAUGCUGUCAGAGAUGAAGGGAACAGAUGAACUUUACGCCAUCAAAAUCUUGAAGAAAGAUGUCGUCAUUCAGGAUGACGAUGUUGAAUGUACAAUGAUUGAAAAGAGAGUCCUGGCUCUGAUGGAGAAGCCGGCCUUCCUCACUCAACUCCACUCUUGCUUUCAAACAAUGGACCGCCUGUAUUUCGUCAUGGAGUAUGUGAACGGCGGGGACCUGAUGUACCACAUUCAACAGGUCGGCAAGUUCAAGGAGCCGCAAGCAGUAUUCUACGCAGCAGAAAUCGCAAUCGGACUGUUCUACCUGCAUCAGAAGGGGAUCAUUUACAGAGACUUGAAACUGGAUAAUGUGAUGUUGGACGCAGAGGGACACAUCAAAAUUGCCGAUUUUGGAAUGUGUAAAGAGAGCAUAUUUGACACUGUGACAACUCGCACUUUCUGCGGGACCCCAGACUACAUUGCACCAGAGAUUAUUGCUUAUCAACCGUAUGGAAAAUCUGUGGAUUGGUGGGCUUAUGGAGUAUUGCUUUAUGAAAUGCUUGCUGGUCAGCCUCCAUUUGAUGGGGAAGAUGAAGAUGAGCUCUUCCAGUCUAUCAUGGAGCAUAACGUGACUUAUCCUAAAUCACUGUCAAAGGAAGCCGUCCUGAUCUGCAAAGGGUUGAUGACAAAACACCCGGCAAAGCGUCUUGGAUGUGGAUCGGAGGGAGAAAGGGAUAUUCGGGACCAUGCUUUCUUCCGAAGAAUUGACUGGGAGAAACUGGAACUAAGGGAGAUACAGCCUCCAUUCAAGCCGAAAGUGGCAAGUUGUGGCAGAAGUGCUGAAAAUUUUGACAAGUUUUUCACAAGAGGCCAGCCAGUGUUGACACCACCUGACCAGCUGGUCAUCGCCAACAUUGACCAGGCAGAGUUUGAAGGAUUUUCAUUUAUAAACCACGAUUUCACGCACCCCACCAAUGUAACCAACGUUAUAUGAAGACGACAAACAAUUACAGGAAGCGAGCCUUUGUUUAAAAUGACUAUAACCAAUCAACCAUUAACUUUACAAGAUUAUUAAUGUUCAGAAAAGGUUAAGGAAUUAUGCACUUUUAACUUUUAGACAAAAAACAUUAAUAUACUUUAUGAAGUUUUACUGACAAAAUUUUAAAGUCCAACUUUAAAUUGUCUAAUAUAAUUGUGAACUGCCUUUAUAAAUAAAGAUUUUUAGGAAGGCAUUUCUCUGCUGAAUUUUAGCAUUUUGUUUUUAAGAUGUUGAGGUAAAAAUUGCAAUAUACAUUUGGCCCCCAAGGGACCUGUCCUUUUCCCUUUGUCUUCCCAAUUUUAGGUUGGUUCUGUAGCCUUUUCAUCAAAAACAAAUAGUAAGCAAAUUUGUUUCUCCAAAAAUAUAAUGGUUGAAAUAUGUUUGAAGUAAAUCAAAAAUCAUGAAAAUCUCUAAUCUACAACUUGCACUAGUAUGUACAAUUUACUCCCUUGUGGAUUAUAAGAACAAUUACAUUUUGGGGUGAAGGUAGAACUAAUCGAAAGGAGUAAAAUAAAAUGAUCAAACUAUUUUGGCAUUUUAACAAGUACUGGAGAACUCUUGCCUAAAGUGGCCAUUCAAAGCACGUUAACUGAUUUUCUUAUUAGAAAUAUUCAAUUUAGCACAUUCCUCUUUAUAUGGUACAAACUUAAUCAAGUGCACAAAGCAAAUAUUCAAAACAGGUAACCAUUCUACUAAUUUUGUAUGAAACGACAAAGAUAAUGCUGUGCUUCAAUUGUCUAGUUCAUAUUACAUUACGAUUCAUAGAAUGGAAUGACUGUUAUUUGUUAUAGUUUAACUCAAUAUAUUAAGGGGGCAUGAUUUGACAAAAUUUCAACUUGUCAAACAUGCUGUAUAAUUAUUUAAACCGAGUCAAAAAAACUAGCAUCCAGCCACUUUCACACGCCAUUCAGGAAAAUGACGUGACAUUUCUUACAGAAGUCCCCUUUUUAAAGAUCCGGAUUGCAAGCUUCUUUGAGCUUCUGAGUAUGAACUACAUCAGGGCAUAGAAAGUCUUUUCCUGAAGUUGUUUCCCAUCACCUUUUUAAAUAAAAUACAGGAUGUUUGAUGCAGUUUUUGCUUCACAUACCUGCUACUCUGCUACUUUCAUCAAACUUGCCGUUUAACCAGUAAAUGCUACUUAUUAAAGAGUGACAGUAAGUCCCCUUGAACAUCUUAAUUCAGUUACGGAGACAGUUAAGAAUAUUCAUGCCUUCAUUUUCAAAACCGCAAUUUAGUUUGUUCACUAUUCUGCCUUUGGAAAUUGCACGUCAGAGAACAAAUAGCACGCUGUCAACUUGUAUUGCAUGCGACAAGACCUAUAUUUUGAAAGCACGCAUGUUUGAUUAUUGGUUUAAGUAGUGUUUGUCAUUUCCAGGUUGAAAAUUUGCACCUUUUAGAAAUACAUUUUGAUUGAAAGUGUCCUAUUUUUAAAAUCAUACCCUCGUUACAUUCUUCCGAUCACACACCUCGGUCACAUGGCUGUCCGUUUAUGUUAGAAGGUACAGUCAAUGUACAUGUGCAUCCAGCCCAUUGUUAGUUGAAUCAUGAAUCUUGAAAACCAGCACUAAUUGAUGUUACAAGCAAAUAUUUUAGACGAAUAAUGCAAAUAGUUAAUAUAUAAUGCCUGAUAUAGUUAAGCACUAUCUUACUCAGUUUAAAGUAAUAUUGUGGACCAAAAUUUUUAUUAAGCGAGUUUGCUUAACCAGCUUGAAUACAAAUAUUUAAUGAGUCUGGGGUAGGAUGGAAGCAAGGAACAGUCUUGUAAGUUAAAUGCUAAACUGUGGACAAUUUUGUGACGUUUACGAUUGGAAAUAAAGUUCAAGGUUGAUCAGG